Rhinichthys klamathensis goyatoka is the source of this 2877-nucleotide messenger RNA. It is a transcript of the gene cc2d1b, whose product is annotated as coiled-coil and C2 domain containing 1B. Gene Ontology annotation, cellular component: nucleus. The record is from RefSeq and is a predicted model, not a curated record. The transcript is spliced from 26 exons. Gene Ontology annotation, molecular function: RNA polymerase II cis-regulatory region sequence-specific DNA binding; DNA-binding transcription repressor activity, RNA polymerase II-specific. Lineage: Eukaryota; Metazoa; Chordata; Actinopteri; Cypriniformes; Leuciscidae. The coding region runs from base 154 to 2724 and encodes 856 amino acids. Gene Ontology annotation, biological process: regulation of transcription by RNA polymerase II.
GCGUCACAUAAACUGUCAGGUUUGUGAAUCGGCUCGUACGGUCGGUAGGAAGGAGGAAGUGGAGUGGGUUUGCUGUUGACGAGGAAAAGAAAGUAAACUCCUCCACAUUUCUUUUCUGGAUCAUCGGGGGUGGAGGAGUGGGAGUAGGUCGGGAUGUUUGCCCGGAAAAACAAGCGAGCAGCGCCUAAAGGCCAAGGAGCAGCUGCAGCCAAACAGAUGGGAUUGUUGCUUGAUUUCAAGCCUGAUGAUAUGAUGGGUAUGGAGGAAGAUUUGGAUGAUCCAGCAUUAGAAGCUGAAUUCGCUGCCAUUGUUGGGAAGAAACCCAAUGCGGCUGCCAAGGGGAAAAAGGCUGGCAAAGCUCCAUUACCAAUGGAGGAUAUUGAAAAAAUGGCGGAGGCCUGCAUGAAAGACAUUGAUGAUGAUGACGAUGACAGUCUGGAGGAGGAUGAAGACCUCUUGGCCGAGCUGCAGGAAGUGGUUGAUGAGGAGGAAACGGAAGACUCAGGUGCCGCAACCCCAACCUCCCCUGUUAGUGAGGAAACUCCUUUAGCAGCCCAGGACACUAAGGUUUCUUCAGUUCCUGGGAGCAUUGAGCACACCUUAGAGGAGAGAAUAAACCUGUAUAGGAUGGCUGUUACCAAUGCCAAAUCUACAGGGGAAACCUCUAAAGCUCGGAGAUAUGAGAGAGGCCUCAAGACAUUACAGACUAUGCUGGCAUCAGUGCGAAAAGGGGGGAAGAUAGACGAAACUGAGAUUCCCCCUCCAGUUGCGUGUGGAGCAUCUGAUGGUCCCAGUCGGCCCCCUGCCCCUGCAGUGUCACCUGAUCAGCACGGGGAGAGUGACAGCGCUGUAGAGAUCUCUCCCGUCUCCUCGGAAGCCGCCCCUGUUGUCAUGGAUCCAGCAUUAAACCGUAGAGACGAGUCUUCCGGUGUAACGUCUCCAGCUUCACUGUCAUCUCCAGAAGGGGAACACGCAGGAAGUGCCACUGAAUUGCACUUAGCAGUCUCUACAGUCGGACAGCCCACUAAAGGCGUUCUGCUGGAGCUACAGAAAGAGUACAGGAUGGCAGCUCUCAAGGCCAAACAAGCAGGAGAGAUUGACCAAGCCAAAAUGCAUAUAAAGGCCAGUAAGGGAUUCGAUGCAGCAAUUGAGGCUUUGGAGAAAGGCCAGCCGGUGGAUGUGAGCUCCCUUCCGCCCCCUCUUUCUCAAGCAUCUACUCAAGCCGCACCUCAGACUGCUGUUAAAAUCUCACCUUCAGCUCCUGCAGACAGCGUUUCUGGCUCGGCUCAGCCCAAGACUGUUCUUGAAGCUCUGGAACAGAGGAUGGCCAAGUACAAAGAGGCCUUCACACAAGCGAAGGCCAGCGGGGACGAGCGCAAAGCCCGCAUGCAUGACCGCAUUGCUAAACAAUACCAGGCUGCCAUACGUGCCCAUAAAGCAGGUCGACCUAUCAAUUAUGACGAACUUCCAGCCCCUCCAGGCUUUCCUCCAAUCCCAGGCCAGAAGGCCGCUUCUCCAGACCAGGGAUUGGCUGCUGUCCUGGAAACUGCCAAUAAGCUGACAUCUAAUGAAGCUGAUGAUGGUGAAGAGGAAGAUGAAGAGGAGAAGGUUAAGGCUCCAAAAGCAGUAGACCAGAAGAAGCCCACUCUUGCAGUACAGCCUACAGUACAGGAGCCCAAGAGGACUCCUUCACCUUCCCCAGACAGAACAUCCAAAAGAGGAAGUGUGCCUGACACCGCUCAGCAGCAGCUGGAGUUUCUGGAGGGCCUCAGAAAGCAGUACAUGAAAGCAGCGCUGCAGGCAAAGCAGAAGAAUGAGCUAGAGCAGGCCAAGACACUCCUGCGCACAGCAAAGGGUUUAGACCCCAUGAUAGAAGCCGCACGUAGCGGCAAAACUGUGGAUGUAAGCAAGGUGCCUUCACCACCUGGAGAUGAGGACGAGGACUUUAUUCUAGUCCAUCACAGUGAUGUUCAGAUCUCAGAGAAGGCUGAGGAGGUCUACACUCAACUCACCAAACUACUCCAAGAGCAACAUGAGAAAUGUGUGACAUACUCCAAGCAGUUCACACACAUGGGGAAUGUUGCAGAAACAACCAAAUUUGAGAAGAUGGGUGAACAGUGUAAGAAGAGCCUGGAGAUUCUUAAACUGGCGCAGAACAGGGGGCUUCAGCCUCCUAAACAUCACUUUGAGGAGAGAACAUAUCGCACUGUCAGGAUCUUUCCGGAGCUCAGUAGCACAGACAUGGUUGUGGUCAUUGUUAGAGGGAUGAACCUUCCUGCUCCCUCUGGUGUUGCAACAAAUGACUUGGAUGCCUACGUUAAGUUCGAUUUCCCGUACCCCAGUACAGAUCAACCUCAGAAAUAUAAAACAUCAGUCAUCAAAAAUACCAACAACCCAGAGUACAACCAGAGCUUCAAACUGAACAUCAACCGUAACCACCGUGGCUUCAGGAGAGUUGUACAGUCUAAAGGCCUGAAGCUGGAAGUGCUGCACAAAGGUGGCUUCCUGAGGAGCGACAAGCCGGUAGGAACAGCCCACCUCAAACUGGAGAAACUGGAAGCUGAAAGUGAAGUGAGAGAAAUAGUGGAGCUUAUGGAUGGGCGAAAGGCCACAGGCAGUCGUCUGGAGGUGAAGGUGCGUCUCAGAGAGCCACUGGCUGGGCAGGACCUUCAGACGGUCACAGAACGAUGGGUGGUGUUAGAGGAGCCACAGCUACUGCUGUAACUGACGCUGUGAUCUCAUCUUCACAAAGUCUCAGCGGGUUUAUCAGAGCAGAAGAAGGUAUGGACGGUGAAAGCUCAACAGUGCUGCUAGCCUUGGCUACAAACCAAGCGAUUGAGAUCGCGAGGAACUUUUCUCAAGCCGUUCACAGACAGA